CUGAACCUUCUCCAGACUAAACAGUCCCUGUUCCCUCACCUGCUCCUCAUAGCACUCAUUCUCCAGACCCUUCACCAGCUUCAUUGUCCUUCUCUAGACCUGCUCCAGCAAGUCUUCUUAGUUGGUGCUGUUUCAUAGUAUCUAAUAGUGCAUAGACAGAGAUAGCCUUUGUGCGAUCUGGAUUUCUGGAGGAUGAGGAUGCCAACAGGAGCCUAUCUGCUUUCCCGAUGAGCCAGGCCCUGCGGAGCGGCUCCUCAGCCAAACCUCCCCACCUGUUCGCUGCAGCCGCGCCCGCCAGCUGCCUGCGCACUGCCCGGCCCCUCACCGCCACUCCCGUCCCGAGGGGCGCUGCCUUCCCCAUUGUUUUAAGGCCACCCUUAGGCCGGGGGAGAGGGGAGGAGAUCAUGGACGUGGGGGCGGCCGACUUCUGGCGGUGUCUCCCGCGCCUGAGGGGCCGCAUCCACCGAGCGGCCUUCCUGGCCUUUGAUAUGGAGUUUACUGGCUUACAUUCAUCUUCCCUGCAAAAUGACAAGCUCAGUUCUGAUUGUGUUCCUAGCCUGUUUGAUUCCCCUGUGGAGCGGUACCUGAAGGCCAAGCAGAGUGUGCAGCACUUCACUGUUACUCAGCUUGGGCUGGCAAUAUUCUCAAAUGAAAGUUCAAACAAGUAUGUGGUGCAUUCAUACAACUUCUUUCUCUUUCCCUCAACAUGGGGGGUUACGGAUGUCGAAUUUACCCUCUCUGCAUCUAGCAUGCAGUUCCUGUCUCAUUAUGGCUUUGACUAUAAUAAGUUCCUCAAAGAUGGAAUCCCGUAUAUGAAUGAGGCACAAGAGAAGAUCCUUCACCAGCAUCUCUUAGAGGGUAGCAGGAAAGUGAGCAGUGCUCUGGACAGGGAUGUGCUGAAGAAAGCUAUUGAUGAAGUGACCUGUUGGAUAACUAAAGCAGAGGAAGAAGAGAUUAUGAUUCUGCAGGAUCUGAGUGGCUAUCAGAUGCUUGAAGUUCAGCUGGUUCUGAGAGAGGCUCUCCAAAACGUUUGGACACAGCCUCUUGGAAUCAAGAAGGUAAUGGUGAAAAAAGUGAGUCCCCAGCAUCGUCAGCUUCUGGAGAACAAUCCUUACGACUGCUGCCAGAAGGAGCUCAUUCUCCUGUCUGCCCGGGGCUUCACCAACCUCUUCCAGAUACUUGUUCAAGCCAAGAAGCCUAUGGUGGGACACAACAUGCUCAUGGACCUCAUGCAUCUUCAUGACAAGUUCUACAAGCCCCUUCCAGAAAGCUAUGAGGAGUUUAAAAGGAACAUUCACAACCUGUUUCCUGUCCUAAUAGACACCAAGACUGUAACAAAAUCCAUAUGGAAGGAAUGUCAUUUUCCUCGGGUAUCUAGUCUUAUGGAGGUGUAUGCAGUUUUGUGCAGCAGCAGCCUAAAUCCUAAGGAUUCAAUGUGCCCUGAGAUAGCUCUUGCAAGUGACUGCUCAAGAUAUGCUGAGAAGAAAUCACCUCAUGAGGCAGGCUAUGAUGCAUUUCUCUGUGGUUCAGUUCUUCUGAAGUCAGCCCAUUUGCUACUGUGCACAUCCACAGAUGGUGCAGUGGAGGCUGAUCCCUCUUUCUCUCAGUAUCUCUCCGUGUUAGCCAAGUACCUGAACAGAGUGAACUUCAUCCGAGGUGGUGUUUCAAGCACUAAUUUUUCUGGGGAAGAUGUUCCCUGCCACCAUCCCCCUCUCCUGGCUGUCUGUGUCCGAGGCUGGCCAGGGCUGAACGAAAGGCAGAUUUACCAGGAGUUCAAAGCUCUUUGUCGCUUUGAUGUCAGGCGGCUUUCAAAGAACCAGUUUCUUCUGCUUUCUGAUAAAUUUAAGCAAGUCAGGCAUGUUCUGCGAGAUUAUAAACAUCACCCUCACCUGCGGAUUUCCGUCUAUCGCCACUGGAGGCACUCUCCGGGCGUGAACUGCCUGCUGCAAGUCUCUGGUGUUGUGGCACUGUGGUCUCUCUUGGCCUUUGUACUUGGAGGAGCUCCUCGCUGCUUGUUCUAAAGCCUUACAGAUGUGACAUGAGGAACUUCUUGUUUGUCUAUGGUUUGUUUUGUUUCACUUCAUUCAAUAAAUUAUGAUUAAAGAAAAGCUAUCAA
Neopsephotus bourkii (Bourke's parrot) is the source of this 2116-nucleotide messenger RNA. It is a transcript of the gene PNLDC1, whose product is annotated as PARN like ribonuclease domain containing exonuclease 1. Gene Ontology annotation, biological process: nuclear-transcribed mRNA poly(A) tail shortening. The transcript is spliced from 19 exons. Gene Ontology annotation, molecular function: poly(A)-specific ribonuclease activity; RNA binding. Lineage: Eukaryota; Metazoa; Chordata; Aves; Psittaciformes; Psittacidae. Gene Ontology annotation, cellular component: endoplasmic reticulum; cytoplasm. The record is from RefSeq and is a predicted model, not a curated record. Bases 228 to 2021 code for a protein of 597 amino acids.